AUGGCCGGAACAGAAAAGAAAAAAAGAGACGAGAAGGCUUUGUCUUCUGCAACCUGGGAUGACGUGGCGAAGGAUGAGAAGCUGGAUGAAAUGAACGGGUCGGAUCUGGGUGCCGCGCAGGGACGCCCAGUGAACAGCCGCGGAGAGGAUCUGAAUUUCGCUCUUCCUCACAUUCACCUGGGCGCCCGGUCUCAAUCAACGUUGCCUCUUCCUCACAUCGCCAUCUUCGUGGUAACCCGCGUGUCCUCCGUUACGCGCCUUGACUGGCUUUUUAUCUCAAGCUCUCAUCGCGCCGUUCUCAGAUUCGUGUUCGUCUUCGCCGUCGCUGCCCAGAUCCGCAUAAUUGUGAGGAAAGAAAUAUGUUUCCGUUGGUGCAUUUCUGCUUCUGCAAUCUGAAGAAUGAGACACAGUGAGGUGUCUUACUUUAUGUUGAAAUGUUCUGCGGUAGUUUUAGUGCCGGGAAUGAAUCUCAUUAUAUAAUCUUGCUUAUAAAUUUUCCG
Prosopis cineraria is the source of this 500-nucleotide messenger RNA. RefSeq lists its product as uncharacterized. The transcript is spliced from 3 exons. Lineage: Eukaryota; Viridiplantae; Streptophyta; Magnoliopsida; Fabales; Fabaceae. Bases 1 to 396 code for a protein of 131 amino acids. The record is from RefSeq and is a predicted model, not a curated record.